Molecule: messenger RNA, 768 nt
Organism: Talaromyces marneffei
Lineage: Eukaryota; Fungi; Ascomycota; Eurotiomycetes; Eurotiales; Trichocomaceae
Exons: 1
Coding region: 1-768 (255 amino acids)
Source: RefSeq, a predicted model, not a curated record
AUGGCCGAACGGGCCAACUCCAAAGUGAAACUUACCUCAAAGAAGCGCGAUAACAAUACCACCACCACUCAGACUCCUGACUCCUCCUCCUCCUCCUCCUCCUCGGAUCUCACAGAAUCCCUCCAAACCUUCAUCGACACCAUCACCAAAGACCAAAACAUCACCAUCCCAACAAACAGCCACAAACCCCAUCCCGACUUCCUCCCAAUCCUCUCCCACCUCUCCAACACCCUCUUCAAACUCGUCUCUUUGACAACCGGCAAGCCACACCCAUACUGCCCAGAUUCUGUGUUACGAUAUCACCUCCUCACAUCCACUCAACUAGAUGAUAUUGCAAGACAUUACCAUCAAAUCUGGCCACCCGUGCCGGAGACGUAUCGGUACCCGAAACCGAUUGCGCCGUGGGUUGGGACGGAGGAGGAACAGACGCUCGAUAUUGAGAGGAAGAGGGAGCGGAUUGGGCAGUUUAUUGGGUUGAGGAGGGGGGCCAUGGAACUUACUAGUAGUAGCGCUGGGGAUGGCAAGACGGUGGUGGCUGCUGUGGAGGAAAGUCAAUGUCUAUUAUUGGGCCAGAAGCAUCAACUUGCUGGCAUCGAUUGUGACGACGACGACGACGACGAGGAAGAGAAGAAGAAGGAUCAUUUGAAGGUUCUGUGUGAGCGGAUUAGGAUCCAGAUGCAAAGCGACUGGGAGGAGGCACGUGAGCGCGCUCGAAGAGAUGAGGGGUACCGAUACUCCGGUAUCGUUCGAUUGCCGCGAAAGGCUUGA